UAAAGAGUUGCAGAGUGAAAUGAAAGAAGGGACACAUUUCACCUGUUGACAACAAUUUAUUCAUCUGGAAUAGAAAAACCUGUGAAUCAGUAGGACGUGCCGAUGGGGCAGUUCACGUCAAAGCGUGGAGGUUUGGGCACUCUCCAUCGUGUCCGCUUCUCAACCAACGAGGAAGGACCUCCCAGGUAUUCUCCAAACCAUUUUGAUGCGAGCAGGCAGCAACAAGAUGGUAACCUCCAAAUUCCUCCAACCAUUGUUGUCUCGGACAUGGAUUCAAGUGCAUUAGAGCGCCGGGGUUCGAGGGCAGAGCUGAGGAGAUCUUCCCUCUACAGCACAUUAGACCUAGUGCCACAGCUGGAGCAUUAUGCCGGCACACUGCCACGCAAACAAGCGAGGAGCCGGCCCUCUCUUGAGGCUCUCCGCAGGGCAUUUGAGGAUGUGGAAGGGACAAGCACCACCGACUCAGGUGUCAACAGUCUGCCAACGACAGACAACGGGAAUGAAGAAUCACAAGGUCCACAGGAGAAAGCUCCUACUAGAUUUGGCUGGAUAAUUGGUGUCAUGGUUCGUUGCAUGCUAAACAUUUGGGGGGUCAUCCUGUUUCUCCGGCUAUCGUUGAUCACUUCUCAGGCAGGCAUUUUGUUGACCUGGCUUAUUAUCCUGAUGUCUGUGAUUGUUACCUCAGUAACUGCCCUCUCCAUCUCUGCCAUUGCCACCAACGGGAGAGUGGUCUCAGGUGGGGCAUAUUUUAUGAUCUCCCGCUCUCUGGGUCCUGAAAUUGGUGGACCAAUUGGGAUGGUUUUUUCCUUUGCCAACGCUCUGGCCUGUGCCCUCAACACCGUUGGCUUUGCAGAAGUGGUCCGUGAUCUAAUGAUGGAGUUCAAUGUCUACAUGGUCGAUGAAAUCAAUGACGUCCGUAUUGUGGGCGUAAUCACUGUGACUGUUCUUCUGCUCAUCUCAUUGGCUGGAAUGGAGUGGGAGUCCAAGACCCAGAUUUUGUUCUUUUUAGUUCUCUUGAUCUCAUUUUCUAACUACAUUGUGGGCACAUUCAUCCCUCCCACUACAGAGAAACAAGCUGUGGGCAUCUUUGGAUACCGCAGUGAUAUCUUUGUAGAAAACCUGACACCAGACUGGAGAGGCCCUGAUGGCAGCUUUUUCCAGAUGUUUGCCAUUUUCUUCCCCUCCGCCAUUGGCAUCCUUUCUGGAGCCAAUAUCUCUGGAGACCUCAAAGACCCUGCUACUGCUAUCCCCAAAGGCACCCUCAUGGCCAUUUUCUGGACUACAAUCAGCUAUCUAGUUAUUUCUGUAACUGUUGGGGCUUGUGUGGUGCGUGACGCCUCUGGUAACCUAACCAACAUUCUGACUGGAAACAUCACUGAUGGCUGUGUGGGUCUGGCAUGUAAAAUGGGCUGGAACUUCACAGAGUGCAUCCAGUCAAAAAAUUGUACUUAUGGUCUGGCCAACAGUUCAAAGGUACUGGGCCAAGUUUCAGGUUUAUCCUAUCUCAUCACUGCUGGUGUCUUUGCAGCCAGCUUGUCAUCUGCCCUUGGUUUCCUUGUCUCUGCCCCUAAAGUCUUUCAGUGUCUUUGCAGAGACAAAAUAUACCCAUACAUCGGAUUCUUUGCAAAGGGUUAUGGGAAAAAUGAUGAGCCUCUUCGAGCCUAUUUACUCUGCUAUGUCAUUGCUGUGGCCUUCAUUCUCAUUGCUGAGCUGAACACCAUCGCAGCCUUGAUCUCCAACUUCUUCCUGUGUUCCUACAGCCUCAUCAACUUCAGCUGCUUUCACGCUUCAAUCACCAACUCCCCUGGUUGGAGGCCGUCAUUUCACUACUACAGUAAAUGGACUGCUUUGUUUGGAGCAGUGAUAUCUGUGGUGCUGAUGUUCCUGUUCACCUGGUGGGCUGCUCUCAUCACCUUUUGUGUCAUUUUCUUCCUGUUUGGAUACGUCAACUACAACAAGCCAAAGGUAAAUUGGGGUUCGUCGGUCCAGGCAGGUACAUACAACAUGGCUUUGUCAUACUCCGUCUCUCUGUCCGGUGUCGAGGAUCAUGUCAAGAAUUUUAGACCACAAUGUCUCGUACUGACUGGGCCACCAAACCAGCGACCAGCCCUGGUGGACUUUGUCGGCUCUUUCACCAAACAUAUAAGCCUCAUGGUCUGUGGAGACAUAAUCAUGGAGCAGGACAGGCAGACUCGGCCGCAGGAUACCACUGAUGGCUUGGUGAAGUGGAUGAACAGGAGGAAGGUGCGCUCCUUUUAUACUCCUUUCACUGCGGACAGCCUCAGAGCCGGAGCACGACACUUGCUACAGGCUUCUGGUCUCGGCAAGCUGAAGCCCAACACUCUGGUCCUGGGCUUCAAGGCAAACUGGAGGGACAGUUCUCCUGAAAGCAUUGAAGAUUAUACCAACACCAUAUAUGAUACCUUUGACUCCAAUUACUGUUUGUGUAUCUUGAGGAUGAUGGACGGGCUGGAUAUCACUGACCAGUUUGACUUUGAAGUGAACCAGGGCUUUGAGCCAGAUGAAUCUGUUGAAAAUGACAACCAGCAAUCUCCUGAGAGGGAAUCCGACCUCACUCCUUCUCCUUUAGCUGUUAGAGCUGACGACAUCUCAGAUAAAGGCGACAGCGAUCAGAUCAAGACAGUGUUUCAGAAUGACCAAGGGAAGAAGACCAUCGACGUCUACUGGAUAGCUGACGAUGGAGGUCUGACUCUGUUGGUGCCUUACCUGCUCACCAGGAGGAAACGCUGGCACCGCAGUAAGGUCAGGGUCUUCAUCGUAGGAGAUGAACAAAACAUGGAGGAAGGCCGCAACGAGAUGAUUGCUCUGUUGAAGAGGUUUCGGUUGGAUUUUAACGAUGUUAUAGUUAUGACAGACAGUGAGAGGCGUCCACUUGCUAAGAACCUGAGUAGGUUUGUGGACAGUGUCGCCCCCUUCAGACUAUACGAUGAACAGCAGGAAGGUGUCUCAGUUCAGGAACUGAGACAAAGCACCCCAUGGAAAAUAUCAGACAAAGAGUUUGAGGCAUUCAAACUUAAGUCUGAGAGAAAAGUGAGGUUGAAUGAAAUCAUCCGGAAGAAUUCACAACACGCUUCACUUGUGCUUGUGAGCCUACCUGUGCCACACAGUGACUGCCCCAGUGUUCUGUACAUGGCCUGGCUGGAUACUCUGACCUGUGGCCUCCACUGCCCAGUGGUGCUUAUACGAGGAAACCAGCAGAACGUCCUCACCUACUACUGCCAGUAAAAAAUACCCCAGGAACAAAGGGAAAAUACAACAUAAACCCAAUAAGUGAAAUAACUUAAAAAGAAUGUGUGCAACUGGUGCCAACUGAGGGUUAACAAACUUGAUAGAGUAAGAGCUCUUAUAGACAGUAAUAGGAAGAUAACACCAUUGUAGUUGAAAGAAAAGAUAGAGGAAGAGUCGAGGACUCCCUUGAUGCUGCUCUGCCUGAGCCACAACUUGAAACAAAAAGUGAUAGAUGACGCACCAGAAACCCGAAGUGAGUGAGUUUUUUUCAGGUUUUAAGGUAGUCUGAGAUGCUGAGUGGUUAUACAGACUGCUGUCCUGGAUUGUUCAUAGGUUCCAUGAAUGAACACAGAAAUACACAAAAUCACUCCCUAUCUCUCUAUUUACUAUAUUGUGUGUAUAUGUAAUAGACCACUAGUUCAGCCUCAGCCUCACUAUCUCUAUAGAACUCAGGCAGUAUGUUCCAAUGGUUCCAAAUCAAGUGCUAUUAAGGUUAGUAUGUCCAACAAGGGUAUGUUCUUGGUCCUCUUUGUUUUAAGAUUGUUUUUUGUAAGAUUUGUGCCAUUUACUAAGAGAGAUACUUAAUAUAAUUUCAAUAUAAAUAUUGUACAGUUAAUAUGAAGAUGGAGUUAGUGAAUUUUAGAGUUUCAUCAUUUAAUGUAUUUAUUUAAAAACAGCAAAUUAUGUGUGAACAUUAAAAAUGAACAGUAUUUAUUAAUAAAUAACUGGGAGAAAUAUAACAUAGAAAUGUAACAUAGGUAAAAAGUAUAAUAACUAAUUUAGCUAUUAGUAGUUACUGAACCAUUUUCAUAUAUGACAUAACUUGAUAAUUGUUCCUGCUGGGAGCAGAGCCUAAUGACUGAGUACCUUCGACCUUGGGGAAUGUUAUUUGUGCAUACAAGGAUUUCAACUUUCAACAAGUCUUUUGGAUUAAAUUUGCUCUGCAUAGGCAAUAACAACUUUCAUCAUUCAUUCUUAAUUAAUCUGCAUUAUUUGUACAGGCUGCAUUUUGUGUAAUGUAUUUGUAUUUAUCUGCUGCAUCUGUGAUUGUUGGUUUUCUAUAAUUAAUUAAAUUACAACUAUGCUAAA
Messenger RNA from Dicentrarchus labrax (European seabass), 4338 nucleotides. RefSeq names its product solute carrier family 12 member 10, tandem duplicate 1 (gene slc12a10.1). The coding region runs from base 103 to 3246 and encodes 1047 amino acids. Gene Ontology annotation, biological process: chloride transmembrane transport; chloride ion homeostasis; sodium ion transmembrane transport. NCBI's taxonomy places the organism in Eukaryota, Metazoa, Chordata, Actinopteri, Moronidae. Gene Ontology annotation, cellular component: membrane. The record is from RefSeq and is a predicted model, not a curated record. The transcript has 28 exons. Gene Ontology annotation, molecular function: sodium:potassium:chloride symporter activity.